Molecule: messenger RNA, 1201 nt
Organism: Aspergillus pseudotamarii
Lineage: Eukaryota; Fungi; Ascomycota; Eurotiomycetes; Eurotiales; Aspergillaceae
Product: ESCRT-III subunit protein SNF7
Exons: 4
Coding region: 311-982 (223 amino acids)
Biological process (GO): late endosome to vacuole transport via multivesicular body sorting pathway; vesicle budding from membrane
Cellular component (GO): ESCRT III complex; multivesicular body; cytoplasmic side of plasma membrane
Source: RefSeq, a predicted model, not a curated record
UUGUUGCCUUGACUUGUUCUGCGCUAAGCAAAACCCCCUAGAUCUAUUCGUUGUUUGUCAGGGAUCGAUUGUCCCAGAUAUUACAUUUCGCGACAGCCUACAACACCGCCCGGACUCGACCACAGCCGCCCCUCUCUCUUUCUGCCUAUUUAUCUCCCCAGCCUGACUCCACCACUUUCUACCGAUUUCUAGUCCCGGGCGUCGAGGACCAUACGGGCUUGGGCAGUGAAUACCCUGGUUAUAACUAUACAUUUCAGGAAUUGGAACCGGAGCGACACCACAACGUAAUCCUUAAAAUCGCUUUAUCAAGAUGUGGUCAUGGUUUGGCGGCUCGGCAGCCCAGAAGCGGAAGGAUGCGCCUAAGGAUGCGAUCCUCAAGCUGCGGGAGCAGCUUGAUAUGCUGCAGAAGCGCGAGAAGCACCUAGAGAAUCUGAUGGAGGAGCAAGAUGCCGUGGCGAGGAAGAACGUGACGACAAAUAAGAACGCGGCCAAGUCUGCCUUGCGACGUAAAAAGGUGCACGAGAAGAACCUCGAACAGACGACGGCACAGAUCAUCCAGCUAGAACAACAGAUAUAUUCGAUCGAGGCGGCGAAUAUCAACCAGGAGACUUUGAACGCGAUGAAGCAGGCUGGCGCGGCCAUGACGCAAAUCCAUGGUAACUUGACUAUUGAUAAGGUUGAUGAGACGAUGGAUCAACUCCGCGAACAACACCAACUCAGCGAGGAAAUUGCGCAGGCUAUUACAAACACCCAGAUUGGCGAGCAGGCGGACGAGACCGAGCUGGAUGCCGAGCUCGAAGGUCUGGAACAGGAGGCGAUGGACGAGCGGAUGCUUCACACAGGGACAGUACCGGUUGCAGAUCAACUCAAUCGGUUACCGGCCGCGGCGAACGGAGAACCCAAAGGCAAAGCGAAGGUACAAGAGGAAGAAGACGAGGAAGCAGAACUGGAGAAGCUGCGCGCAGAGAUGGCCAUGGGAUAAACCACUUCCUUUAUUUUACUCUUUCUUUCCCGGGUUGUCUUCUUUUCUCACUUUGCUAGCCCAUUCUAUUCGAUACAAUCAUUAAGCGUCGGUUAAUUGAAUUACGAAGUUCAUCAUGAUUAAUACUUGAAUGACCCAAGAUACAUACAUAUUAUAAAAUCUCUAGUCGAAUAGCGUAAUGUACUAUCAAGAGAGAAAAUAAAUAUAAGUUGCAGACCA